AUGGCUUCUGUACCAGUGUACUGCUUGUGUCGCCUCCCAUAUGAUGUGACUCGCUUCAUGAUUGAGUGCGACAUUUGUCAAGACUGGUUUCAUGGGAGUUGUGUAGGAGUGGAAGAGGAAAAAGCAACUGAGAUUGAUCUCUAUCACUGCCCCAACUGUCAGCUCACUCAUGGACCCUCUGUCAUGCGUAAACGCCGUGGAGGCAACAAGCAGGUGGACGGAGCUGCCUCUGGGGUAAGAGACCCGGGUCGGUUGGUGAAGACGGGCAGCCCCCAAUUCGUGAGGGAACUGCGGAGUCGCACUUUCCCCAGUGCAGAUGAAGUACUGCUGAAGCCUUCAGGGGCCCAGCUCACAGUGGAAUUUCUUGAGGAGCAUUCAUUCAGUGUUCCUGUCAUGGUGCUGAGACGAGACGGGCUUGGCAUGACUCUUCCACCAGCGUCGUUCUGUGUCAGCGAUGUAGAACACUACAUUGGUUCAGACAAAGAGAUAGAUGUGAUCGACGUCUCUCGCCAGUGUGACCUGAAGAUGCGACUGGGUGACUUUGCCGAAUACUACAACAGCCCCAACAGAGAUCGAGUACUGAAUGUUAUCAGCCUAGAGUUCUCAGAAACAAGGCUGUCAAAUUUGGUGGAAACGCCAAAAAUUGUGAGGAAGCUGUCAUGGGUGGAGAACCUCUGGCCAGAGGAAUCUGUGUUUGAGCGGCCCAAUGUGCAGAAGUACUGCCUCAUGGGAGUCAAGGAUAGCUACACGGACUUUCACGUUGACUUUGGUGGCACUUCCGUUUGGUAUCAUGUUUUGCGGGGGGAGAAAAUAUUCUACCUAAUAUCGCCGACGGCAGCCAACCUGGCGCUUUUUGAGCGUUGGAAUUCAUCGUCCAAUCAGAAUGAGAUGUUCUUUGGAGACCAGGUUGACAUGUGUUACAAGUGCUCCGUCAAACAAGGAAACACCUUGUUCAUUCCAACUGGGUGGAUUCACGCUGUGUUAACUCCAGUGGAUUGCCUGGCCUUCGGAGGAAACUUUUUGCAUAGCCUCAAUAUUGACAUGCAGCUUCGGGCUUAUGAAAUAGAGAAGCGGUUGAGCACAGCAGACUUGUUUAAGUUUCCCAAUUUUGAAACUGUGUGCUGGUAUGUUGGGAAGCACCUUCUUGAUACCUUCAGAGGUUUGAGAGAAAAUCGCAGACACCCAGCCACCUAUCUGGUUCAUGGAGCAAAAGCCCUGAAUAAUGCCUUCCGCGCCUGGACCAGGAAAGAGGCGCUAAGUGAUCACGAAGCGGAAAUUCCAGAAACUAUCAACACUCAGGCACUGGUAAAGGACCUUGCAAAAGAGAUACGUCUAGUUGAGGAUAUUUUCCAACAAAACAUUGGCCGCACUGGACCUCAAUUCCCUGGAUCGCCUCUCUCAAAAGCUCCGUUAACCACCUCUCAGAAUUCAGGCCGCCCCCCUGGAAAUAAGAAAGGCCUCAAACCAAAGGACAUAAUUGUAAAUGUUGUACCAACUGGACCCAAGAAGAAAAACCAAAAGGGUCUUUAUAAAACAGAAGCGGGAGAGCUUGACCUGCUUGAGAUCCACACCAAACAUACUCUGAAAAAAAUCCAACCUGGCAAGUCCAGAAGCAAGAACAAGUUGGAGCUGCCAUUGGAAGACUUCGAAGGAAAGUUAAAUAAAAGCAAGCUGAAACUCGUGCUGACCAAUGGGAAAAUUCAAGGCAAGAAAGCUGGAAGUAAUGGUGCCGGGGCAGUUGCCAACUACCAGCACCUUGUCAUGGAGGGAUCCAGUCUCUCUGAUCUUGAAUCUGAGGAUGAGCUCCAAAUAGACGAAACCCCUCCUCCACGCCGCAAACUUGCUGGAACAAGCAAGAAGAAGAAACUAAGCGGUCUACCAAGAAAGUUGCCCCGAGCAAAGCCUUGCUCCGACCCCAAUCGUAUUCGGGAGCCAGGGGAGGUCGACUUUGACAUUGAGGAGGAUUACACCACAGAUGAAGAAGCACUGGCUGCUCAUGGUGUGAAGGGCGGUGCAGGGGGAAUCCUGGACUUACUGAAGGCCAGCAAACAGGUGGCAGGCUUGGACUCCUCUGCACUCAGUGAGGAAGCCCCGGCCUCUCCUAGUACUCGUGACGCCAUCCAGGGUAUGCUUUCCAUGGCUAACCCACCUUCCUCCUCCUCAUCGUCAUCAUCGUCAUCUUCCUCUUCUUCAUCACCCUUGUCCAUCUCUGGAGGACUCACUGAGGGAUUGGGGAUCGUAAAAGGAAAAGGCAGCAGAGCCGUGUGGGUCACUGGGGGGAUCAAAAAGACCACUGGGGCUGAGAAAAAAGCUGUUAUCCAGCGGCCGGGAAAGCGGCCCAUUAAGCGUCCGGCUCGACAUCUUAGUGACGAGGACAGCCCCGAUGAGCAAGAGACUUUAGGGACCUGUUUUAAAGAUUCAGAUUACGUGUAUCCCUCAUUGGAAUCUGAUGAGGAGGACCAUGCUAACAAAGCUAAAAUGAAGCGGAAGAAAAAUUGGGAUGACACACCUUGGAGUCCUAAAGCCAGGGUGAUGCCUACUCUACCGAAACAGGAUCGGCCAGCAAGGGAUGGCGCUCGAGUGGCAUCUGUGGAAACGGGCUUGGCGGCUGCUGCAGCCAAGUUGGCGCAGCAGGAGCAACAUAAGCCAACUAAAAGGAAAUACACCAAAAAGGUGCGCCCUCCAGUGUCCGUUGUGAGCCCUCUUCAACUUCAGGUAGAUCAAGCUCCUCCCUCGCCACCAAACGUUCCAGAGGCAGCACCAGAUUUCAGCCCACAGAGGAGGAUGGAUUACUAUUCGGCCAGUUUACUCGACCAUGAAUACACAGCAGGACCAGGACCUUUUGGUCCUGGUGGCCCUAGAGGUGGCGGGGCUAUGGCCCCGGGGGUAUUCCUUACUUCACGUCGACCUUCCUUAUCACCGCAAAACAGCAGCUCACUCUCUAGUGCGUCACCUUCAGGGCUUGCUAGUCAAGGCGUUGCAGGAGUUGGUCAAGGAAAGCGUCCAAAGAAAGGACUUGCAACAGCAAAACAGAGACUUGGAAAAAUUUUGAAGAUUCACCGCAAUGGCAAGCUUCUUUUGUGA
Messenger RNA from Nerophis lumbriciformis (worm pipefish), 3084 nucleotides. The record is from RefSeq and is a predicted model, not a curated record. NCBI's taxonomy places the organism in Eukaryota, Metazoa, Chordata, Actinopteri, Syngnathiformes, Syngnathidae.